Messenger RNA from Diospyros lotus (date-plum), 2117 nucleotides. RefSeq names its product glutamyl-tRNA(Gln) amidotransferase subunit A, chloroplastic/mitochondrial. Lineage: Eukaryota; Viridiplantae; Streptophyta; Magnoliopsida; Ericales; Ebenaceae. Gene Ontology annotation, biological process: translation. The transcript has 10 exons. The record is from RefSeq and is a predicted model, not a curated record. Gene Ontology annotation, cellular component: glutamyl-tRNA(Gln) amidotransferase complex. Bases 86 to 1705 code for a protein of 539 amino acids. Gene Ontology annotation, molecular function: glutaminyl-tRNA synthase (glutamine-hydrolyzing) activity.
AGAAACCGAGGACUAGGCGCCGGCAGUGGAUAACACUACAUUUGGUGUCACUGCCAGUGCCAGUGGAAGAAGCAGCUCCGUAGAAAUGCUCUCCGCUGCCUCAUCCCAAAACCCUCGCCGCCUCCUCCUCCUCCAUUUCCGCCCCAAAUCCCACCGCUCCAUCAUCUUCCCCAAAGCCCUCCACGCCUCCCCAACAACGCUAAACCCUUCCUCCUCUCCCCAAAUCCUCACCAUCCGCAAGUCCCUCCUCUCCCGCCAGACCACCGCCGUCGACCUUGCCGCCGCUUACCUCGACCGCCUCCGCCGCACCGAGCCCCACCUCCGGAGCUUCCUGCACGUCUCCGACACCGUCCUCAAAGAGGCCGAGGAGAUCGACCGCAGGAUCCAGAGGAAUGAGGAGCUCGGCCCCCUCGCCGGAGUACUCGUCGCCGUCAAGGACAACAUUUGCACCGCCGACAUGCCGUCCACGGCCGGGUCCAGGAUUCUGGAGGGCUAUCGGCCGCCGUUCGACGCUACGGCGGUCCGCAAGCUGAGAGAGAGCGGGGCGAUUAUUGUUGGCAAGACUAAUUUGGAUGAGUUCGGCAUGGGGAGUUCUACCGAAGGUUCCGCUUACCAGGUGACUGCGAAUCCUUGGGAUUUAUCAAGGGUGCCAGGAGGGUCAUCUGGGGGUUCAGCUGCGGCUGUUUCUGCUAGGCAGUGUGUGGUGUCAUUGGGAAGUGAUACUGGUGGAAGUGUAAGGCAGCCGGCAUCUUUUUGUGGUGUUGUUGGAUUGAAGCCAACAUAUGGGCGUGUGUCAAGAUAUGGACUUGUGGCUUACUCUUCAUCGCUGGAUGUUAUUGGAUGCUUUGGUUCCUCAGUUUCUGACACAGGGAUUCUCCUUCAUGCAAUUUCUGGCCAUGAUAGAUUUGAUGCCACUAGUAGUAAGCGACAAGUUCCCAACUUCAUAUCGCAAUUCUCCUCCAAGGAAUCAUUGGAAUCUAAACCACUGAAAGGAUUAAGGGUUGGUGUAAUUCGUGAAACUCUUGAGGAGGGUGUUGAUGCAGAAGUAAUAUCUUCAAUUCGUGGUGCUGCUUCCCAUUUGGAAGAAUUAGGAUGCAUUGUAACAGAGGUGUCACUACCAUCCUUCUCCCUUGGGCUACCUGCAUACUAUAUCCUUGCUUCCUCUGAGUCAUCUUCCAACUUAUCUCGUUAUGAUGGUGUCAGGUAUGGCAAUCAAGUUCCUGCUGAUGAACUGAAUUCCCUUUAUGCUGAUUCCCGCUCUAAAGGGUUUGGUUCUGAGGUCAAAAUGAGAAUUCUGAUGGGAACAUAUGCCCUUUCAGCUGGUUACUAUGAUGCCUAUUACAAGCGAGCCCAGCAGGUGAGGACCUUAAUUCAGGAAAGCUUCAAGGAAGUGCUGCACAAAAAUGAUAUCCUGAUUUCGCCAGCUGCUCCAUCUGCUGCUUAUAAAAUUGGUGAAAAGAAAAAUGAUCCGUUGGCAAUGUAUGCAGGGGACAUCAUGACAGUAAAUGUUAACUUAGCUGGUCUGCCUGCACUUGUUUUGCCUUGUGGAUUUGUCGAAGGAGGGUCCAGAGGUCUUCCUGUUGGCGUUCAGAUAAUUGGUGCAGCAUUUAAUGAGGAAAAAUUGCUCAAAGUAGGCCAUAUCUUUGAGCAGACUCUUGAAGGUGUUAAUUUUGUUCCGCCAUUGGUAGCUGAUGACUUUGUAUGAUAGCCACCGGUCAAUCUUGUAAAUGAUGAGGAGCUCGAAGCUGAUUAUGAUGGCAGUGCAAAUUGUAUGGCACAUUGAUCUCACAAAUCAUGCAAUUCAUAUUUUCAGAAGGCAAUGAUUCUAGGACUCGAUCUGGCAGGUCAUCUCGAAGUUGCUUCAUGCAAUUUCAGCAAUAUUUAUAGUUUUCUAGGUUUCUAACCAGCCAAGCCGGUUCAAUUUUCAAGGUUCAGCUUCUGGUAGCUUUGGCAAAUUGCAAUCUAGUAGCUGUAGUUGGAGAUUGUUCACCAGCCCACCUAAUUGGUUGUGCUUUGUUGGGAAAAUUGUAUGAUCAUGGUGUGCGAAUACCAUAAACAAGCGAUAAAAUAUGUUUUGCAGCGGAAAUAAAACAUGGACCUUAGAGUUGAAUCACUAA